Molecule: messenger RNA, 1236 nt
Organism: Pleurotus ostreatus (oyster mushroom)
Lineage: Eukaryota; Fungi; Basidiomycota; Agaricomycetes; Agaricales; Pleurotaceae
Gene: CWC25
Product: RNA-splicing factor
Exons: 3
Coding region: 1-1236 (411 amino acids)
Biological process (GO): mRNA splicing, via spliceosome
Cellular component (GO): U2-type spliceosomal complex
Source: RefSeq, a predicted model, not a curated record
AUGGGUGGCGGCGAUUUGAACAUGAAGAAGUCCUGGCAUCCGCUGCUCCUGAAGAAUCAGGAGCAGGUGUGGCUUAAGGAAAAGCAAGCGCUUGAGGAGAAGAAGAAGCUGGAUCAGCUUCGUAAGGAGAAGGAGGAAGAGCGACAACUCCAGGAACUUCAACGGCUGCAGGAGGAGCAAACUGGUAAAAAGCGGACGGAGCGGCUGGAUUGGAUGUAUACAACGCCUGCGACUGGGAGUACACAGAAUCCUAACGACCUAGAGGACUAUCUGCUGGGAAAGAAACGAGUCGACAAGAUGUUGACUGCUGAUGAUAAUGCCAAGAUUGGUGCUUCACAUAAGAACUUCAUUGCCAGCCAGAAUGCCAACAACAUUCGAGACAUUGCGGCUAAAGUCCGAGAAGAUCCACUGCUUGCUAUCAAGCGACAAGAGCAAGAAUCGUACAAGGCUCUCAUGUCCAACCCCCUUCGCCUCCGUGCGAUGCAGGAGCGAAACGGUAUCAAACCGAAGAAGGACAAGAAGAGGAGCAAGGAAGAGAGACGGAAAGAGAAGGAAGAACGUAGGCGGUUAAGGCAUGAACGACACCGAUCUUCGAGGUCCGCGAGCCCCCGACGACGUUCAUCGUCCCGCGAUUCGUACUCCCGUUCACGUCGCUCUCCUUCACCUCGACAUUCCAGCUCACGGUACGCAGAGCGAAGUCCUCGACGUGGACGCUCUCGCAGCCGCUCACCGUAUCGCAGAGACCGUAGCCCUGGACCUCCAAAGCGGGAUUUCCAACCCUAUCCUAGGUCCGACGAAUCCGACGAUAUUGAACUCGAUCGUCAUCGAAAUAGAAGUCCUAGACAACGUCGUCAAAGCAGUCCUGGAUAUGCCAAACGCCCGCGCAGCCCUAGUCCCAUUGCUCGCAGGCGUAGCCGUAGUCCUUAUGGAAAGCGAGCCCGUAUGAGCCCUCCUUCCCGACCACCACCCGCGAACAAUGCCGAACCAGACCGUGCCGCCCGAUUAGCUGCUAUGUCUUCGAACGCACAAUCAAUGAGUGUGGACCGACAGAAGCGACUUACCGAGCUCUUGGAGAAGGAAAAGGCUGAAUUGGAGGCUGAGAAUGCAGCCCGCGCGAGAUCGAAGGGUAUGGGCAAUUUCCUUGCCCAUGAGCAGAAGAAAGUAUUUGGUGGUUCAGGCGAUCUGGGUGAUAGGAUACGCAGGGGACGAGCUGGCCUUGUUGCUGAGGCUGACUAG